Entelurus aequoreus (snake pipefish) is the source of this 1831-nucleotide messenger RNA. RefSeq names its product acidic mammalian chitinase-like. Gene Ontology annotation, cellular component: extracellular region. Bases 55 to 1542 code for a protein of 495 amino acids. The transcript has 12 exons. Gene Ontology annotation, biological process: carbohydrate metabolic process; chitin catabolic process. The record is from RefSeq and is a predicted model, not a curated record. Gene Ontology annotation, molecular function: chitin binding; chitinase activity. Lineage: Eukaryota; Metazoa; Chordata; Actinopteri; Syngnathiformes; Syngnathidae.
UCCACCCCAUCACCUUGGACCAGUAAAGGCCUCAGAGUUUGGAGGACUCACACCAUGGCUCACCUAAAGGUUUUGGCUGGAUUGUCACUUCUGAUGUGCCUCCAAAUCGUGUCUUCCAGCAAGCUGGUGUGCUACUUCACCAACUGGUCCCAGUACAGGCCAGGUGUUGGGAAAUAUUUGCCCCAAAAUGUGGACCCCAACCUCUGCACACAUCUGAUCUAUGCCUUCUCAAUCAUUAGCCCCUCUAAUGAGCUGUCCACCUUCGAAUGGAACGAUGCUGUUCUGUAUAAGUCUUUCAAUCAACUCAAGCAAAGAAACCCCCAGUUGAAAACGCUGUUGGCUGUUGGUGGAUGGAACUUUGGAACCACACAAUUUACCAUCAUGGUUUCCACCCCAGUCAACCGCCAGACAUUCAUCCAGUCUUCCAUCAAAUUCUUGCGACAGUAUGGCUUUGAUGGACUGGACCUGGACUGGGAGUAUCCCGGAGCUCGAGGGAGCCCACCGGAGGAUAAAAUGAGGUUCACAAUGCUUUGCCAGGAACUACUGGCUUCCUUUGAGGAAGAAGCUGCAAGGACCAACCAGCCACGCCUGUUGCUCACAGCUGCAGUGGCUGCUGGCAAGGGAAAUAUUGACAAUGGUUAUGAGAUUGCACAAGUUUCAAAGUUGUUAGACUUUUUGAAUAUCAUGACCUAUGAUUUUCAUGGAGCAUGGGACCCAUUCACCGGUCACAACAGCCCCCUUAACCGCUCUUCUUUUGAUGAAGGGGAUAAUAUCUACAACAAUAUAGACUUUGCAAUGAAAUACUGGCGAGACCAAGGAGCUUCUCUAGACAAGCUCAAUGUCGGUUUUGCGACAUACGGGCGCACAUUUCGUACAACUUCAGCACUUAAUGCCGUUGGAGCGCCUGCCAACGGACCGGCCUCAGCUGGGCUCUACACUCGUGAAGCUGGGUUCUGGUCUUACUAUGAGAUUUGCACAUUCCUCAAAGGAGGAAGUCUUCAUUGGAUUGACGAGCAGAAGGUGCCCUAUGCCAUUAAAGGCAACGAAUGGGUUGGGUUUGAUAACAGACAGAGCUUUGAAAUCAAGGCACAAUACCUGAAAGAAGAACAUUUUGGAGGAGCUUUUAUCUGGGCUCUGGAUCUUGAUGAUUUCAACGGACAGUUCUGUGGACAAGGAAACUACCCACUCAUCAGUUACCUGCGCUCUCUUCUGGGUUCAGAUUUCCCAACACCAACUCUGGAAACCACAAACUCAUCUCAGUCCACGAUGGCAACAACCACAAAUUUCCAACCAACUACCAAUGCCCCCAAAAUCACCUAUUCUCAACCAACUACCAAUUUCCAAACAACCACCACUUCCAAAUCCACCACCACAACUGCUGCUUCCGGUAGCGGCUUCUGUGUUGGGAAACCUGAUGACCUUUAUGUCAAUAGUGAUGACAAGGCCACCUUUUACCAGUGCUUCAAGGGACGCACGUUCAUCCAGAACUGCCCUGCUAAUCUUGUUUUCAGUAAACAAUGCAAUUGCUGUAAUUGGUCAUAAUACAUACAGUGUGAAAUAAUUUCCUUCCUUAAACAAGACAGCACAGUAUGUUUCUAGUCGACCAUCUUAAUUAAAUAGGAAUAUACAGUAUUCAAUGUGGCACAGGACAAUCCCAUGGUUAUCGUUGUUUAUGACAACCACCUGAAAAUUGCAUAAUAAAAAUCCUCACUUUUGUUACAGUCUACCUUUUUUUUUUACUACUACUGUGCUACUAUAUACUCAGAAUUGCACACGUGUAAAUAUAAUUUAAAUAUUUGACCAUUAUUCAACUCCACACUAUUAAAACACU